This is a messenger RNA of Drosophila elegans, 1695 nucleotides long. Its product is annotated as venom serine carboxypeptidase. Lineage: Eukaryota; Metazoa; Arthropoda; Insecta; Diptera; Drosophilidae. The coding region runs from base 149 to 1597 and encodes 482 amino acids. The record is from RefSeq and is a predicted model, not a curated record. Gene Ontology annotation, molecular function: serine-type carboxypeptidase activity. Gene Ontology annotation, biological process: proteolysis. The transcript has 2 exons.
CAUUUGACCGCUGCGGCUAUACUAAAAAAAAUAAUUGCCUAAUCAGUGUGAAAGUUUUUGCCGGCUCUGCGAAAAAGGAAGAAAGGCAAAGUGCAAGAACUGAUUAAUACCCCUUAUCGGCCGAUCGUCGAAGCAGCACCGCCUAACAAUGAAAACUGCAAUUCAUUGCGCAUUUAUAUUAAUCGCGGCUCUAGUCGCCAUAUGUGGAGCUGUAGAUGAUCAGGGGGAACGCCCCCAUAAGCGGAGCUUCAUCAACCCGUAUCCCCGCUUCCAGUUCUUUGAGGAUGGCGUCGAUCCCGGGGAGCCCUUGUUCCUAACGCCGCUGAUCAACAACGCCUCGAUGUCCAAGCAGAAGGUGCAGGAACUUGCCCGCGUCACAGGCUCUCAGUUCCACGGAGUCGAGAGCUACUCCGGCUACCUGACCGUGGACCCCGGCUUCAACUCCAACAUGUUCUUCUGGUACUUCCCCGCUGAGCAGGAGCCGGAAUAUGCGCCUGUGGUCCUAUGGCUGCAGGGCGGUCCAGGUGCCUCCUCCUUGUUCGGCUUGUUCACGGAGAACGGUCCCCUCGAGCUGGACGGCCAUGGAAAGCCGCAAAAGCGAAACUACACCUGGAGCAAGACGCAUAACCUCAUCUACAUCGACAAUCCCGUGGGCACAGGCUUCAGUUUCACGGACGAUGAUGCCGGAUAUGCCAAGAACGAGAAGGACGUGGGCCGCAAUCUCCACGAGGCUGUGAUGCAACUGUAUGAGCUGUUCGAGUGGAGCAACUCCUCUGGAUUCUGGGUAACCGGCGAGUCGUAUGCCGGGAAGUAUGUGCCCGCCUUGGCCUACCACAUUCACAAGGUGCAGAACGCCAUCGAGACGCGCGUCUAUGUGCCGCUCAAGGGCGUGGCCAUCGGAAAUGGCCUCUCGGAUCCGCUACACCAGCUGAAGUAUGGCGACUAUCUCUAUCAGUUGGGUUUGAUUGACGAGCACGGUCUGCAGAGCUUCCACGAUGCCGAGGCCAAGGGAGCCGCCUGCAUCGAAAAGCAUGACAUGGAGUGCGCCUUCGACGUUUUCGAUUCCCUGAUCAACGGGGAUCUCACCAAUGGUUCACUGUUUAGCAAUCUUACGGGCUACAACUGGUACUACAACUACUUGAAGACGCAUGAGGAUGAUGGCGGCAUAUUGGGCAAUUUCCUGCAGGCGGGCGCCACUCGUCGGGCAAUUCAUGUGGGCAACAAGCCAUUCCACGAUCUGGACAAGGAGAACAAGGUGGAACUCCACUUGAAGAAGGAUGUCAUGGACAGCGUGGCCCCGUGGAUUGCCGAACUGCUGGCCCACUAUACUGUUUGCAUCUACAGCGGGCAGCUGGACAUCAUUGUGGCCUAUCCACUGACCCGGAAUUACCUCAACCACCUUAAGUUCCCCGGCUCUGACAAGUACAAGGUGGCUCCCCGUGAGAUCUGGCGCAUUGAUGGCGAGGUGGCCGGAUAUGUGAAGCACGCCGGACAUCUGGUGGAGAUUAUGGUGCGCAAUGCCGGGCACAUGGCUCCCCACGAUCAACCCAAGUGGCUGUACGAGAUGAUCAAUCACCUUACUCACUACAAGCACUAGGAGCGACACACUUAAAUUAGGUUUUAAAAAUUGGUCUCCUUUAAAAAGCUUUAUAUAUAAUGGUAACUAUCUUGAAUAAAUCGGGUGAUUUGAAUCUA